Messenger RNA from Trifolium pratense (red clover), 1423 nucleotides. Its product is annotated as probable WRKY transcription factor 15. Gene Ontology annotation, molecular function: sequence-specific DNA binding; DNA-binding transcription factor activity. Lineage: Eukaryota; Viridiplantae; Streptophyta; Magnoliopsida; Fabales; Fabaceae. The record is from RefSeq and is a predicted model, not a curated record. Gene Ontology annotation, biological process: regulation of DNA-templated transcription. The coding region runs from base 206 to 1195 and encodes 329 amino acids. The transcript has 3 exons.
GUUUUUGACUAAACAUUAACACAUGACAUAAAGUCAUAAACAUAACCUCUUUUUCUUUUCUUUGUCAACACUCUCUCUCUCUCUCUCUCUCUCUCUCUCUCUCUCUCUCUCCCUCUUUAUUCUCACCCAUUUCAUCUCUCUCUCUCUCUCUCUCUCUCUCUCUCUCAUAAUCUUCUUCUUCUUUGAUGUUGUUGUUGCCACGACCAUGGCCGUGGAACUCAUGACAGGUUACAACAACAACAACAACAGAACCGAAACUUUCACAAGCAUAGCCGAAGAAAAUGCUGUCCAAGAAGCAGCGUCUGGUUUAGAAAGCGUUGAAAAACUCAUCAAAUUACUCUCACAAGCACGCCAUCAAUACCAACCUUCAAAUCCCAACAACAACAACAACCCUUCCAUGGAUAUUGAAAGAGAUUGCAACGCUUUUGCAGACAUAGCUGUUUCCAAAUUCAAACGUGUUAUCUCACUUCUUGAAAAAACCAGAACCGGUCAUGCUCGUUUCAGAAAAGCACCUUUACCACAAACUCAACAGAUUCAAAUUUCUGAAACACCAAUCUUCAACGCUACACCUUUACAACAAAUUCCACCACAACCACCAACAACAACAAAUCUUCACCGUUCUGUAAUCCAAAGAAAAGAUUCAUCAAAAACCCUUAAUUUUUCAUACUCCUCUGCUGCUAAUUCUUUCAUUUCAUCACUCACCGGCGGUGGCGGCGACACCGAUAUCAAACAACAACCCUCAUCAUCAUCACCGGCUGGAGCUUUUCAGAUAACAAAUCUUUCUCAAGUUUCAUCUGUUGGUAAGCCACCACUUUCAUCUUCUUCAUUGAAAAGAAAGUGUAGCUCUGAAACUUUGGGUUCUGGAAAGUGUGGUAGUUCAUCUAGCCGUUGUCAUUGUUCCAAAAAGAGGAAAAUGAGAUUGAAAAGGGUUGUUAGGGUUCCUGCAAUUAGCUUGAAGAUGGCUGAUAUUCCACCAGAUGAUUAUUCUUGGAGAAAAUAUGGUCAAAAACCUAUUAAAGGUUCACCUCAUCCAAGGGGAUACUACAAGUGCAGUAGUGUGAGAGGAUGUCCAGCAAGAAAACAUGUAGAGAGAGCUCUUGAUGAUGCAUCUAUGUUGGUAGUUACAUAUGAAGGAGAACACAAUCACUCACUUUCUGCAGCUGAUGCUACUAAUCUCAUUUUAGAAUCAUCAUAAUUCAUGUUGUUACAAUAUUUUUCAAAAUGGAAAUUAAUUGAUGGAUGGAUGGUUGGUUAUGGUUUGUAGAAUUAAUUAAUGCAAGAUUUAUUUACUCAAUGUUGAAAGGAGAAAUUAGUUGGUGUUUAAUUUCCCCGUACAAAAAGAGUCAAAAGAUGGUGGAUUUGGUAAACGGAUUUGAAUCUCAAAAUUAAAGAAAAGAAAGUGGGUUUUAUUUCUUUUUUUUAA